GCGGCGUUACAGUCGAUUUGACCUACUUAAGAAGUUCAUUGUGGUGCGGUUUCUGUCCGGUUGUGCCGUUCGUGUGUGGACGCUGAACUGCAACUUCACGUAGGACGCUCGUCUAAGGUUUUCUUUACGCAAGCGUCUGUACUUUAGAGACACGGUUCGUGUAAGGUAACCCAACCUCUGUCCCAAAGCAUCCGCAAUGGCCCGUACGAAGCAGACCGCCCGUAAGUCGACUGGUGGCAAGGCCCCCCGUAAGCAGCUCGCCACCAAGGCGGCGCGCAAGAGCGCCCCUUCAACGGGCGGCGUCAAGAAGCCCCAUCGCUACAGGCCUGGCACUGUGGCCCUCAGGGAGAUCCGUCGUUACCAGAAAUCUACCGAGUUGCUCAUCCGCAAGUUGCCCUUCCAGCGCCUCGUUCGUGAGAUUGCGCAGGACUUCAAGACUGAUCUCCGCUUCCAGAGUGCAGCCAUCGGAGCUCUCCAGGAAGCCAGUGAGGCGUACCUGGUUGGUCUGUUUGAGGACACCAACCUUUGCGCCAUUCACGCCAAGCGUGUGACCAUCAUGCCCAAGGAUAUCCAGCUGGCCAGACGGAUCCGCGGGGAGCGUGCCUAGAGCUCCUCUGCCAAGGGACACACUCCUCUUCUUCGCCCCGCUCGUCGUCCUUGCUCUACUCUCUCCACGUCAUCGUCAUCACGCGCCUGUCCCCCCCUUUGUCUCGUCAUUGGCCUCUGCUCCCUUCUGGUGGCAGCCAUGCACUCAACCGGCUCCAUUGUCCAGCAGCAAGCAGGGCCCACACGCCUGUGCCACCUGGUGUCGUGUGCAGGAUGUGUGUGUAUGUUGCCACACCUGGCUGCAUGUGCGAGUGGCUAGUGUUUCUGCUGUUGCCACACAAGCCUGCACCAGCGUGUACAGAUGCGCCCUCUCACACGCCCAAGGACGUGCCGUGUCAACCCAGUGUUGUGGCCCUGCUGUGUAUUUAUCCCACUACACGGUUGCCAUGAGCUGCCUCUACUUUGCAGACACUUUGCAUCCUCUGCGUUUUUUUUUUUAAUCUCAAGGUGAAAUUGGCCUGCACUCAGCGAAGUUUUGUUUCCCGGUUGAGUUCCCAGCUUCUUCUGCUACCUUGUUUCUGAACUCGUUGGUUCUCCGUUGUUUUGUUCAUUUCAUAAAUCAUGCCAUCGUGUAGUGUUGCAUUGACUGUUGGUACGCAGAUUGCAGCAGCUUUGCCACAUGCAAAAGUGGCCUCAGCCACUGUGGACCAGAGUCGCUCCUGCAUCGGCCAUCCUCUGCUAGACCGGCCUGGGGGGCCUGCUUGCAGAGGAUCUUGCAAAGGAUCUGGAAAGUUGUGCAUAUGAGGGGCUGUGAAGAGUCUCCCGCAAGGAUUCACGAGUGUCCACAAUUCCUCGGCAAGCAGGCCCCCUCUUUGCAAAUGCACAAACACGUACUUAAAAAAAAAAAACUGACCUUGUGCAGCUACCUGCUUGAUUUCUCCCUUCCCAUUUGGAAUGGCUAUUGAAGCAUUGAUGGGACAAAACGGCGGGGAAUGAUGCUGUCCGAGACCCUCGUGCAAAUCAUUGCACAAGAUUUGAAAUCUACCUCUGUGAGGCGGAUGGGGUUUUCUUUUCCAGCAAGUACAGCCUGUGCAAACAUUGCUCAGUUUAACAUGAGCUCUUUGUUUGUGCUUGGAAUGAUUUGCACGAGAGUAUCGCAAUCUCAAGUCUGCUCAGAUUGUUUCAAAUUUUUGUCUACCACUGCCACGUUUCGCUGUGCAAAAAAUCGGCCUUCUUUUCACAUAGUUAUAAAUUUUUAGUUUAUUCUGGGACUAGAUUUCCAGACCCUCUUCAGCAUUUUUUUUUUUUUUCAAUAUUGCACUCUUUGGAUGAAAAGAAAGUUGUCUGUCAUCUUGGUGUACAAGUGUCGAGAGAGGGGCUGACUACAGCGGUUCAGUGUUUUUAAUAAGUGUUUGCAUAUCUAUCAAUAUCAUGUCACCGCCAUUACACCUUGCAUGUAGCGAUAGCUUGUCAAGCGACGGGUUGUAGUACGUUUGUCAAAAAUCUGGUCUUCACUUGAUUGAAAAAAAAUUGGAAUAAAGUGCAUCACAUUCCAAUG
This is a messenger RNA of Dermacentor silvarum, 2104 nucleotides long. RefSeq names its product histone H3.3A. Lineage: Eukaryota; Metazoa; Arthropoda; Arachnida; Ixodida; Ixodidae. Bases 197 to 607 code for a protein of 136 amino acids. Gene Ontology annotation, molecular function: DNA binding; structural constituent of chromatin; protein heterodimerization activity. The transcript is spliced from 3 exons. Gene Ontology annotation, cellular component: nucleosome. The record is from RefSeq and is a predicted model, not a curated record.